AUGGAACAUGCAUUGAAAGUCGCUGUUUCAACAGUGAAUUUUGUCAAAGCCAAUGCUUUGCAUGACCGCCUAUUUCAACAUUUAUGUGAACAUGAGGACCACCAGAGACUCCUCAUGCACACUGAAGUGAGAUGGCUUUCCAAAGGAAAUUCCCUAGUUCGUCUUGCUGAAAUGUGGGAUAUGGUUCUUAUUUUUGUUCAUGACAUGAAAACACAAGCUUGUAGCAAGAAGCAGAAAGAUAAAGCUGAGACUUUGUUUUCAGUGAUAAAUAACAACGAUACAAAAGCAAGGAUUUUUUACCUGGCUGACUUAUUCGCACAUGUCAACCAACUGAACAUGACACUGCAAGGGCGAAAUGCUAAUCUGAUAGAUAGUGCUGAGAAAGUACGCUCUUUUUUGAACAAGUUAUGUCUCUGGAAGAUGCAUCUUCAAAAAAAUGAAUUUGCUUAUUUUUGUAAUUUUGCCAAAACUGCUCCGAGCUCAGAAGUAAUCGCAAGCUGCACUGACCACUUGAAAUGCUUGAAAGAAGAUAUGACUAGAAGAUUUAAAGAUAUCAUCGAAAUGAAUCCGCCUAGUUGGAUUAUAGAUAUAGCACAUUUUGACGUAUUAAGUGAAAAAGACAUUGAUCCUAUUAUUGCUGGAGAACUUCUUGAACUGAAGGAGAACAAGUAUUAA
This is a messenger RNA of Octopus sinensis (East Asian common octopus), 675 nucleotides long. RefSeq names its product protein ZBED8-like. The record is from RefSeq and is a predicted model, not a curated record. The transcript has a single exon. The coding region runs from base 1 to 675 and encodes 224 amino acids. Lineage: Eukaryota; Metazoa; Mollusca; Cephalopoda; Octopoda; Octopodidae.